AGUCAAUCGGCCCCUCCCCCAACUGCUUCAUGAAAAAUACUUCCCUGGAGAAAAGUGGAGAACACUGUUUCUUUCACAGGCAAAGCAUUUACCAGCUAUCUCAGGUUGGAAAUGGGGGGUGUGUUCUAGUCCUAUCUGAUGGGGCAGUUAUCUUCUGUCAAUUGGGCAGUUGUCUUUAUCUCUUCCACAACCCAUCUUCCCUGCUGGGAGAUAUCUUCUGUUAAUGAGCCAUGGAGUGCCACUGCAUGACUGAUAAAAGCCCAUUAUCCCAUUGUGAGAAGCUCCGCCCAGGGGGAGGAGCCAAGCUUUCCUACCUGGAUAUAACCAGAGGCUGGAAGACCAGAGUCAGCCUUUUCCACUGGAUUCCCAGAGGAAGACCAGGCCCAACACCACCACCACUGGAUCUUCAGAGGAAAACUCCACCCUUCUACAGGAACACUGCUUCAACAGAACCACACCUGGCACUGCACGAGGACUGAAGCCACCAUUUAUAGGGACUGCUGCCACCACCGUGACCCACAGGUAGUAUUCUGGACCUGUCAGUGGUUUUGAUUUUACUAUUGUAUUUAUGUUUUAAUUUUUCUCCUGAAUAACUAUUAUUCCUAUUCCCCUAUCUUUGCUUGUGACACCCUUAAUUUUAAAAAUUAUACUAAUUUAGAAGGAGGGGGUUUAUAUUUUCCAUUUCUAGGGAGGUUCCUGCCUUCCUCAGCCGGCACCUGUCUUUUCAAAUGGAGACAAUGCCCCAGGACAGCCAGGCAGGCAGGGAGCUGAGGAUGGAGAGCAGGGAGGACAAAUCCCCGCAGCAGCACCUUGUGGAAGAGGCUGUUUUGAGUGGCUCCACGGCACAAGAAUCCAACAGGGAGGGAAAGCCCCGGAGAUCUCACAGGAGGAGGCACUCCAAGCCCAGCCCAGGGUGCUCUGAGGAGGAAAGACCCAACCUGUGCCAGCAAGGUGAACAGAGCUUCAGUCAGAGCUCAGAGCUGGUGGUGCAUGAGCAGCCUCACGAUAAGAAGAAGCCCUACAAGUGCUUGAAGUGUGGGAAGAGCUUCAGGCAGAGCAAUCACCUGCUCCGCCACCAGAUGAUCCACACUGGGGAAUGGCCCUACAAGUGUGGGGAAUGUGGGAAGGGCUUCAGCUGCAGCUCCGACCUGACUGUGCACCAGAGGAUCCACACUGGGGAGAGACCCUAUGAGUGUUCUGAGUGUCACAAGAGGUUUCGGAUAAGCUUCCAUCUCCUUCUGCAUGAGCGCAUUCACACAGAGGAGAGGCCUUUUCACUGCCCUGACUGCGGAAAGGGCUUCAAGCAAAACUCUCACCUCGUCACCCACCGGCGCACACACACUGGGGAGAGGCCCUAUGAGUGUUCUGAGUGUGGGAAGAGGUUUCAGACCAGCUCCCAUCUCCUUCUGCAUGAGCGCAUUCACACAGAGGAGAGACCCUUCCACUGCCCUGACUGCGGAAAAGGCUUCAAGCAAAACUCCCACCUCGUCACCCACCGGCGCACACACACUGGGGAGAGGCCCUAUGAGUGUUCUCAGUGUGGACAGAGCUUCAGCCAGAGCUCAGAGCUGAUGGUCCAUGAGCAGCUUCAUGAUGGGGAGAAACCCUACAAGUGCUUGGAGUGUGGGAAGAGCUUCAGGCAGAGCUGCCACCUGAUCUGCCACCAGAGGAUCCACACCGGGGAAUGGCCCUACGAGUGUGGGGAGUGUGGGAAGGGGUUCAGCUACAGAUCCACCCUUGUGACCCACCAACGCAUCCACACCGGGGACAGGCCCUAUGAAUGCCUUGAGUGUCAGCAGAGAUUUCAGACCCGCUCCACUCUCCUCAGGCACCAGAGGAUUCACAGCGAGGAGAGGUCCUUCCUCUGCCCCGACUGCGGGAAGGGCUUCAAGCAAAACUCCCACCUUGUCACCCACCAGCGCAUCCACACUGAUGAGAGGCCCUUCCUCUGCCCCGACUGUGGGAAGGGCUUCAAGCGCAAUUCCCAACUCGUCACCCACCAGCGCAUCCACACUGGGGAGAGGCCCUACGAGUGCCACACCUGUCAGAAGAGGUUUCACAGCAGCUGCAAUCUCCUCCUGCAUGAGCGGAUUCACAGCGAGGAGAGGCCCUUCCGCUGCCCCAACUGCGGGCAGGGCUUCAAGCACAACUCCACUCUCGUCACCCACCGGCGCAUUCACACUGGGGAGAGGCCCUACCAGUGUCCCCAGUGUGGGAAGAGCUUCACCAGCAGCUCUAACUUGACCCAACACCAAUGGAGUCACCGUUAA
Molecule: messenger RNA, 2270 nt
Organism: Passer domesticus (house sparrow)
Lineage: Eukaryota; Metazoa; Chordata; Aves; Passeriformes; Passeridae
Product: zinc finger protein OZF-like
Exons: 3
Coding region: 729-2270 (513 amino acids)
Biological process (GO): regulation of gene expression
Cellular component (GO): nucleus
Source: RefSeq, a predicted model, not a curated record